GGCGAGCCCGGAGGCGCAGGACUCCGGCCGGCCCUGCCCUGCCCUGCCCGGCCCUGCCCUGCCCUGCCCGGCCCCAUCCCGUCCUGCUCGGCCCCCCGAGUGAGGCGGCACGAUGUGAGUCGCCGCGGGCCCGAGCGUCCGCCCCGCACGCCAGUUCCGAGAGCGCGGCGCCCCGCGCGCUGGGAACCUUGUGCCGGCCGAGGACAGGAGGGCACACAGCUCGUUUCCGUCUCCAGCGCCCAGCAUACAUCCCUCUUCAAGACAGGCUCCAGGACGACAUGGCGGCCAAGCAGCCCCCACCCCUCAUGAAGAAGCACAGCCAGACGGACCUCGUGAGCCGCCUGAAAACCCGGAAGAUCCUGGGCGUGGGCGGGGAGGAUGACGACGGAGAGGUGCAUCGCUCCAAGAUCAGCCAGGUCUUGGGUAAUGAGAUCAAGUUUGCCGUUCGGGAGCCUUUGGGGCUCAGGGUCUGGCAGUUCCUCUCCGCCGUGCUCUUCUCUGGCAUCGCCAUCAUGGCCCUGGCCUUCCCUGAUCAGCUCUACGACGCCAUCUUUGAUGGAGCUGAAAUCACCAGCAAGACCCCCAUCCGCCUCUACGGUGGCGCCAUCCUCAGCAUCUCCCUGAUCAUGUGGAACGCACUGUACACGGCUGAGAAAGUCAUCAUUCGGUGGACACUGCUUACGGAGGCUUGCUACUUUGGGGUGCAAUUCCUGGUGGUUACAGCCACGGUGGCCGAGACCGGCCUCCUGUCCUUGGGGACCCUGCUGCUCUUGGCCAGCCGCCUGGUUUUCGUUGCUGUCAGCAUUUACUACUAUUACCAAGUGGGCCGGAAACCCAAGAAAGUCUAGCAGGGUGGGGACCUGCCUGAGCCCAGCCUGCCGGGGUGGCCCUGGGACCUUCGGGCUCUUUUGGCUUCCUGAAAGGUCAGAGGCUCUGUCCCCCAGAAAGCCCCAGACAGGUGGGGCCCCCUUCUUCUGGCUUGGAGAGAGACAGGUAGCUGUACCCUGUUCUUUGCCCUGUGCAGGGUGCUCCCCCCCACCUUUGCUGGGCUCUCUGGGCCUCUAUACCCCCUGAAAGCUGUUGAAUGGAUGGCAGUGUUUUUGGGGUGGGCUGCACUGAGGCCUGAGCCUCCUCUGCCAGGAAGCCCACUGGGCAGAGAGGUCCCCAGCCCCCCCGCCCCCAGCCAGCCUGGAGCCUGAAUGGCUGAUCUUGGCUUCUUUCCAAGCCAGAAGUCUGAGAACUUGACCUUGUGCCCCAGCCACUCUGUCCGGGCCCUCCCCAUGGAGAGGUCCUCUGUACCCCACGGGGGAGGGCCCCUCUGUACCCCAUAUGUGUGCACUUGUGCGCAUACACACACACACACACACACACACACACACACACACACACACACACACACACACACACACACACACGCUCUGAGGGCUGUCAGGCACGGGAGCCUCCUUUGGCCUUCCUGUGAGGAUUACCACUGGUGGCCUCCUCCUCCUCCACCCCCAGCUUGCACGCCUCAGCCCCCCGCUGUGGGGCGCUCUAUUCCAGGGGCUGCUCCCCAGCCUGGCCUCCGGCACGUGGACAGCACAUGGAAGCCCCAGUGGGAAGCUAUGUGUGGGUGGUUGACUCAGGAGGGAGCAGGGGAGGGCAUUAGUGGCCACUCCUUGUCCCCCCACCCUCAGCAUGUCCUCCAGGGCCCUCGGCCCUCCCUCCUCAGCAGGGUGGGGGUUCUAGUCUCUGGACUCCCUAGGCUGCUCCACUGCCUCUUGGGUAGGCUUCAUGCAGGGGGAAAGUAAACAGAAGUGAUGGAGCCCAGUCCCUUCCUGUCACCCACUCCUCCUGUCCCCCAGGACCUGCAGAGGCUGGCAGCCAGCUUGGAGCUAAAGUUCCCAGGCUGACCUGCAGGCCACCCGGUGGGUGCGCAAGACUCACACCCAGCACCCGUCUCUCUUCCAGCACACAAGAGGAAUAGUGUGGGGCUGGGCAUGGUGAGGUGGCCCACAGGUGGAGCAAGCCACUCCAUGCCCAGCACAAGGGACCCGCACUGUGAAGGGGGACCUGCUCCAUGCUGCCCUCUGACUCUUGCCACCGAGCCCUGGGCAGGCUGAGCCCAUAUGUGAUGGCACUGGUGUGGGGGGGAUACCUGUACCCACACCCCAGCCAUGUCUAUCUGCCAGGUCUCGAAGCCCUGGCCGCUCCUACGUGGGGGUGGUGACUUCUCCCCUAGCGGGACAUGCAGUAGACCCCCUCACCCAGGGGUCAGGCGGGUCUUGGCGCCUGGCAGUGCAGCCGAAGUCACUCACCACACUCUCUGUGGCUGGGACAGAGCCUGGCUUUACACUGGGUGGUGGCCCGGUCACCUGGGGACAGGCUCAGAUGGGGCUUGGCAGACAUGUGUAGCUUGUUGGUGGGGGGGAGGUGUGGAGUGGAUAAGACGGAAGGAGCAGUGUGUGAUGGGGGCUGGAGGAGCUCCAGGUGCCUCUCCUAAAAGCCCCUCGUGCCCGCUUCUCCCUUGGCUCUGCCCCACCCACAAGGCAAGACCACCUUUGUUCACGGUCACUAUAUUUAUUCCUCGUUCCUUUUUCUUUUUGUAAGAAACAGUCAUAAAAACCAGUGCAAAACCAU
Perognathus longimembris pacificus (Pacific pocket mouse) is the source of this 2619-nucleotide messenger RNA. It is a transcript of the gene Tp53i11, whose product is annotated as tumor protein p53 inducible protein 11. Lineage: Eukaryota; Metazoa; Chordata; Mammalia; Rodentia; Heteromyidae. The transcript has 8 exons. The record is from RefSeq and is a predicted model, not a curated record. Bases 279 to 848 code for a protein of 189 amino acids.